Fusarium coffeatum is the source of this 11580-nucleotide messenger RNA. RefSeq lists its product as uncharacterized. Gene Ontology annotation, molecular function: transcription coregulator activity; protein binding. Gene Ontology annotation, biological process: DNA repair; regulation of DNA-templated transcription. Lineage: Eukaryota; Fungi; Ascomycota; Sordariomycetes; Hypocreales; Nectriaceae. Gene Ontology annotation, cellular component: nucleus; SAGA complex; NuA4 histone acetyltransferase complex. The coding region runs from base 1 to 11580 and encodes 3859 amino acids. The record is from RefSeq and is a predicted model, not a curated record. The transcript is spliced from 3 exons.
AUGUCGGGUACCACUAUAGAUGAUGUCGUUAAGCGACUUAGUACUGUCGAUAUCGAUGUAAGACUCAAGCUUGAAGCCGCAACUACGUUGCGCGACAGCUUGGAUCACUAUACCAGUGGACAAAUAUACCCUCCUUUCCUGAAAAGGUUGAUGCCCAUUUUCAUGGGCAUUCUAAAAGGACCAUGCACUUUCCAAAGCAACUCACCCGAGCAGAAACUCCGAAUGGUCAUACUCGAAGUCCUGCACCGAUUACCUACUCAACCCGCCCCUCCCGAACCGUUCGAGCCAUACGCCGAAGAGACCGUCGAUUUGUUGAUGCAGCUUGUACGAACCGAUAACGAAGAAAACGCAACAAUAUGUGUCAAAAUAAUAUCGGACAUCAUGCGACACCAGCACAAGGUCUUGCAGGGCAAGGUACAGCUCUUCCUCACUCUUAUACAAGAGCUCUUCGAACAGAUGGAGAAGGUUGUCCGAGAGCAACUUGACAAUGCCCCCCACAAUGCGCCAUCACAACCUGGAGCACCUUCGACACCCGGAAACUCGCAGAACUUCCAAUCACCGAGACCAGGAUCACCCGUCGCCUCCGUUAACGAACUUGGAGCAGACCCCCAACAACAGAACCGUCCACUGUUAAAGGGGAUGCAGUCUUUCAAGGUCCUGUCCGAAUGUCCGAUCAUCGUGGUAUCGAUCUUCCAGGUUUAUCGAAACACAGUGCAACAGAACGUCCGGAAAUUCGUUCCUCUCAUCCAGAAUGUAUUGUGCCUUCAAGCUUCGGCUCAGCAGGAAGCGCAUGCUGCUGCCGCGGCCAAAGGAACAAUUCAUACUGGAGUGAGUCCUGCCAUCAAGAACCGAGUCGCUUUUGCCGAUUUCAUCACGGCACAAGUCAAGACUAUGAGCUUCCUGGCAUAUCUUCUUCGUCAAUACGCCUCACACUUGAAUGACUUUCUGCCUCGUCUGCCGGACAUCGUCCUUCGGCUGCUGAAAGACUGUCCUAGAGAGAAGUCUGGCACACGAAAGGAGCUAAUAGUCGCGAUUCGUCAUAUCAUUAACUACAAUUUCCGCAAGAUCUUUAUUCCCAAGAUUGACGAGCUGUUAGAUGAGCGCACGCUAACUGGAGAUGGACUUACUGUACACGAAACCAUGAGGCCCCUGGCGUACAGUAUGCUUGCUGAUCUCAUUCAUCAUGUCCGAGACUCUCUGAAGCCAGAGCAGAUUAGGAAGACUGUUGAGGUCUAUACCAGAAAUCUACAAGACAACUUCCCUGGCACAAGCUUCCAGACUAUGAGCGCGAAACUUCUCCUGAAUAUGGCUGAAUGUAUUGCAAAGCUUCCUAACAAGGUUGACGCAAGGCACUAUCUCAUCAUGAUCCUCAAUGCUAUCGCAGAUAAGUUUGCUGCCAUGAAUCGACAGUAUCCCAAUGCUGUGAAACUCUCAGCUCUCUAUCGCGAACAGAUGAAAGCUGGCACUCCGGAGACAUAUUUGGCUGAUCAGGAUAGCCCUCCUGACUGGGACGAGACCGACAUCUUCUCCGCAGUUCCGAUCAAGACUUCUAACCCGCGAGACCGAGGCGCCGACCCCGUUGUUGACAACAAAUUCCUUUUCCGUAACCUGAUGACCGGUCUUAAGAACACGUUCUACCAGUUGAGGACAUGCAACGUCGGGUCACCUAUCGAUGCACAGAAUGCGCCCACCCACUGGCAGGAUGUAUCUUAUGGAUUCACAGCCGAGGAGGUUAAGGUCAUUAUCAAGCUUUUCCGCGAGGGCGCCUACGUUUUCAGAUAUUACGAGAUUGAGAAGCCAGCUACGGAGUCGCAAUACAUGUCACCAGUAGAGUACAUGGCCAACUUCUACAUGGUUUCGUGCAGCAAGGAGGAGAAGGACUUGCUUGAGACCUUCGCCACGGUCUUCCAUGCCAUCGAUCCGGCCACUUUCCACGAAGUGUUUCAGCAAGAGAUCCCGCGCCUUUACGACAUGAUUUUCGAACACACAGCGUUAUUGCAUAUACCCCAGUUUUUCCUUGCUAGUGAGGCGACUUCUCCCAGCUUUUGUGGUAUGCUCUUGCAAUUCCUCAUGGAGCGAAUUGAUCAGGUUGGGUCUGCCGAUGUCAAGAAGUCGUCUAUCUUGUUGAGGCUUUUCAAGCUGGCAUUCAUGGCAGUCACCUUGUUUGCCAACCAGAACGAGCAAGUUCUACUACCCCACGUUGUCAACAUUGUCACCAAGUCUAUUGAGCUGUCGACAAAGGCAGAGGAACCCAUGAAUUACUUCCUCCUCCUACGUUCGCUAUUCCGCAGUAUUGGUGGUGGUAAAUUCGAGCAGCUCUACAAGCAAAUUCUGCCUUUGCUUGAAAUGCUCUUGGAUGUACUCAAUAACCUCCUGAUGGCCGCCCGAAAGCCAACUGAGCGUGACUUGUACGUGGAGCUGUGUCUCACUGUCCCGGCACGACUUAGUCAUUUGCUGCCGCAUUUGAGCUUUCUCAUGCGCCCACUUGUUGUUGCGCUUCGUGCAGGAACAGAGCUCGUUGGGCAGGGUUUAAGAACGUUGGAGCUGUGCGUUGACAAUCUUACCGCUGACUACCUCGAUCCCAUCAUGGCGCCUGUCAUUGAUGAGCUGAUGACUGCUCUGUUUGACCAUCUCAAACCUCAUCCCUACAGUCACUUUCAUGCUCAUACCACAAUGAGGAUUCUUGGUAAACUUGGCGGCAGGAACAGAAAGUUCAUGACCGGAGCCGUGCCGCUUGCCUAUAAGGAAUAUGCCGACGAUCCGUCUGGGUUUGAUCUGAGGCUGCUUGGGUCUAAAAAGGACAGAGCUUUCCCUGCCGAUAUGGGCAUUGACUUUGCUAUCUCGAAGCUCAUGGAAUUCCCUAAGGCUACCAAGAACAACCACAACAAGCAAUACGAUGGCUACUACAAGAAGCAGGCCUUGCACUUGAUCAAAGCUCAACUGAAGCUGCGCAUCGGCUAUGACCAGCUUCCAGACGACCUCCCUCGCCUUGUACGACUUCAAGCCGAGGACCUUGUGGCGAGAAGAUACGAGAUCAACUCUGCUAGUUUCGAAGUUUCUGAUCGUGAGCGGUCUAUUCCUAAGAAGGAGAGUGAAGAUUUGGUUGUAAAGCGACUCCUCAAGGCCAUUAUGUUUGCUCACUCCUUCCCCGAGUUCAAGGAAGAGGCAAGUGCAUUCUUGCUGAACGUCUGCAAACAUUUCGCCAUUAUUGAAAUUGGCAGAGCUCUGGUGGAUUUGAAGCGAAAUUUCAGUCCUUUUGACCCCAAUGCCGGCGAAGGCCCUCUGCAUAUCGAUACGCGCAAUCUUUCCGAUGCUAUUGUCGAGUCGCUAGCAUCUGAUCACCCUGAUGUACGCGAGGCAGGCAAGGGUGCGAUUCGGGAAAUGUACGACUCUACAGCAAUUAUCUUUGGCUCAGAAAGCGACGUUGGUAAACUCCCAUUCUUUAGCCAUCUGAGCAGCACGUUCUGCCACAGCUGCUACGAAGAGGAAUGGUUCACCAAGACUGGUGGUAGCCUGGGAAUCAAUUAUUUGCUCACCGAGCUUGACUUUGGCGACACGUGGAUCACCUCCAAGCAAACCGAGUUCAUACGUGCUCUGACCUAUGUCGUCAAGGACAUGCCCCAAGACCUUCCUGAAAAGACACGUUGCUUAGCACAAACGAGUCUGGAGGUUCUCCUGGAGCGUAUUACCAAAGACAUCACAAAGGAGGAUGCACUGCCUAUCGCACAGCAACAAGGUCAACCGCCAAGUGCUCAACCUAAGCAGCCCCGGCUUUCCCAAAUCUGUCAACAAUUCGGAAAUGAUCUUUAUCACAUGAACAAGCACGUUCGCGAGACAGCGAAGCACUCACUCGACCUAAUUGCAAAGGCCGCGAAAUGUGAGGUUUGGGAGUUGCUCGAAUCUUGCAAGGAUAAAAUCCUGCAGCCCAUUUUUGCCAAGCCAUUGCGAGCAUUGCCAUUUAGCAUCCAGAUUGGCUACAUCAACGCCAUGACGUACCAUAUGGGCUUGAAGAAUGACUGGGUUCCAUUCGACGAGAAUCUCAACCGUCUUCUCAUGGAAUCUUUGGCUCUUGCGGAUGCUAGUGACGAAUCUCUGGCCAAUAAGCCUGCAGAGUUCCGUACACAUGAGCAUAUUGUCAACCUUCGAGUUUCGUGUAUCAAACUCCUGACAACUGCCAUGACCUUUGAGGAGUUCUCGAACCAACCCACAAAGACAAAGAUUCUUGGCGUCUUCUUUAAGUGUUUGUACUCGGAAUCAAAGCCCACCAUCACUGCUGCGAAUGAUGCUUUGAAGUCAGUUCUAUCGGUAGAUAGGCGUCUUCCCAAAGAACUUCUUCAGGGUGGUCUUCGACCAGUGCUGCAAAGCCUCUCUGAUCCUAAGCGCCUCAGUACGGCGGGUCUUGACAAUCUAUCUAGGUUAUUGAAGCUUCUCACGUCUUACUUUAAAGUCGAAAUUGGUGCUCGUCUACUGGAACAGAUCGACUCGAUAGUCGAGCCUAGUGCUUUGCAGCAAAUAUCUUUUACCUUCUUCGACCAACAUCCUCAAAUGAAGAUCAUUACUGCUAUUCUGAAUAUCUUUCACUUACUACCCGCCCCCGCUGAAGCUUUUAAAGAACGCUUGAUCGAUUGCUUCCUUGGGCUGGAAGAAAAGUUACGUCGGACUCAGCUUAGCCCCUUCCGCCUUCCCAUCUACAGAUUCAUGAACAGGUAUUCAAAGGAGAUUUGGGCUUACCUUUUCGGCAAAGUGGAAGACCUCAAGUAUGGACGACUAUUGGCGCAGGUCCUCGGUCAUCCUGACAGCCAGGCUCUACGAGAGGUUGCAACCGAGAACAUUGAUAAUCUGGUCACCCGUUGCAACGAGUUGAUAAGUCAAAAUAACGAGGCCAAGUUCAUUGCCAUGGUCAAUGCAAUCCACAUCUUUGAGUCUCUCAGCCAAUUCCCUAACGCGGAGAAGUGGAUGGACAAGAAGGAGCAUCUUGACUGGCUUAAGAAUAUUGGCAAGGAACUGGAGAAGCAUCUUCGUCAGCACACCCUUCCAGCUCACCUCCGACUACCGGCGUACCAAGCUGCGGAGCAACUCAUGACCAUUCUUGUCAAGUCACUUGAGAGGGCACCAAAAGACUUGGAUCCUCUUUUCAACCUGAUCGAAUGCGUUACUUCUGAUGAGCUUCGCAAUACGCAGGAACUUUUCUCUCUUAUCUACAGGAGAAUUAUCUGCAGUGACGCGGUCGACUUCUGGAAGACAACAGUGCUUCGCUGUCUGGACACCUACUCCGGCAAGUCUGCAUCAAAUAAGAUGAAGUACUUCCUGUUGCAUUACAUUGUCAACCCGAUCGUCGCUAUGGAUGUCAUGCGCAACUGGGGUCAUCUUGACCAGAACAGAAGUCCUCGACUAAUGGACAGAGCUGUCAUUGACGCUGUGAGCAGCAAAAUCUGGAAGGUUCACCCAGAAAUGACGAUGGAUGACCAAGCACAGCCUGGCAUUGACCACACUCGUUACGAGGUCUUGCAGCUUUCUGCAAUGCUGGUCAAGUACUAUCACACCCCUCUUCAAGAUGCCAGGAAAGACAUCAUUAAGUUCGGUUGGACCUUCAUCCGCUUAGAGGAUGUGAUCAACAAACAUGCCGCUUAUGUGGUCAUUGGUUACUUCAUUGCGCACUACGAAACCCCUCCGAAGAUUGUGACUCAGGUGUAUCUAUCACUCUUGAAGGCCAACCAGAACGAGGGCCGGGCUUUGGUAACACAAGCGUUGGAACUUAUUGCGCCUAUGUUGCCAAAGCGAUGCGGACUUGGCCAGAAUGAGCGUAACGCGCCUUGGGCAGUUGCGCCUCGUCGAAUCCUUGCAGAUGAAGGACAAAACGCCCAGCAGAUGACCAGUAUCUUUCAUUUCCUCGUUCGUCACCCAGAUCUUUUCUAUGAAGCUCGAGAUAAGUACAUCAGCUUGAUGAUUACUUCGUUACGGAAACUUGCCACUCCACAAAAUGCAUCUCAUGAAUCCAAGAGACUUUGCCUUAAUAUGAUGUGGCUCAUCUGGACAUGGGAAGAGCGACGCGUUGAAGGAAAGUCCCCUGCAUCUGGCUCAAGGGCCCUCUCCCUGUCUCCCAACACGAAGAAGAGGAAGGCAGAUGGAGAACAGGCGAACGCCUCCCAGGCUCCAGCGCGAGUCGAGUACCAGAUCCCGCCUCUGUACCGGCUCAAGAUGAUCAAGUACCUAGUUGAAUUUAUUGCUCAGCUGAAUGAGCGCUAUGAACUCCCUUCAGCCAAGCCAAGGGACCAAGUCUCGUCAUCGAUUCCUCCAGUGCCAUUGGCACUUACCGAUCUUUGCAAGAAGGCCAUGAAGCUGCUUUACAACUUGGUGCAGCCACAGUACUGGGGCGACCUUGAUCUGGACUUAUUCCCUAAUGUCACACAUGUGAUCUUGGCAAGUGAACGAACUCAGACUAUCCUUACCGCUGAUCCUUCCGACAAGGAGAAGUUCGACGAGAAGUUCCUCACCAACAUCAUUAACACCCUUCAAGUCGUUCGUAUUGUACUCAACUCCAAGUCGGACGAAUGGAUUCAGAAGAACAUGCCAUCUAUUCAGAAGGUGUUAGAAAAGUGCCUCAAGUCGGAGAACCCCGAGAUUCAGGACUGCCUCCAUCUUUCUGACAAGAAGUUCGACGACAACCGCGAGCUGCGAUCAAUCAUCAAGCGCAUCCUGGAUUCUGUGCCUGAUGACACCCCCAUGGAAGACGCUGACGCUGAUGGCGAGACCGAGACACAGACAUCAGAAAUCGUCGCUUACCUGUCUCAGCUUGCGACGGAAGCAAUGAAUAGCAGCAAUUAUACUUCGGGUGUGAACAUUCUUUGGUCUCUUGGCCAGCGAAAGCCCAAUGUCAUUGACCAGCAUAUUCCGUCACUGAUGAAGGCACUUCAAUCUAAGCAUGCCAAGGAGCACGUGCAGCACUAUAAUGCUGUAGCAAACCAGGCUGCUGGUGUGAAUAACAGGAACCAAGACCCCAACACUCCGAGCGGGGAGAUGUCUGCUUAUGAUCUUGAAAUUCAGACAAAGAUCAUGAUCAAGGAGAUACAGGUUGUUGCUCUUCAGAUGGAGGUUCUGGGUGAUUCUCGUCGACCUUUCCUCAGCGUCCUCGCAACUCUGGUGGAAAAGUCCAUGUCUAUCGAACUCUGCGAAGAGAUUUUGAACAUGGUUGAGGGAUGGGUAUUCCGUUCAGAAGGCACAUGGCCAACCCUUAAGGAGAAGACGGCCGUUCUUCACAAGAUGCUAUCCUUCGAGCACCGACAGGACCCAACCAUGCUGUCCAAGUUCCUGGACCUCGUCAUUCGCAUUUACGAGGACCCCAAGAUCACGCGCACCGAACUCACAGUCCGUAUGGAGCAUGCAUUCCUUAUCGGUACCCGUGCAGCAGACGUUGAGAUGCGCAACCGCUUCAUGGCCAUCUUCGACAAGAGUCUGUCUAAAUCGGCUAGCGCUCGUCUAUCCUACGUUCUCACCUCACAGAACUGGGAUACACUCUCCGACUCGUACUGGCUUGCCCAAGCUAGUCAUCUAUUGCUGGGUGCCGUAGAGACAAAUGCCAACAUUCAGCUCUACCAGUCUGACUUUAAGACCAUGCCCAUUUCCCGCUUGUUGACCAUGUUCACCAAGGAAAUGGAGGCCCGAGAACCCACAACCAUCAUCGAUGACAAGUUUGAGUCUUUCAUGGCCACUCAUCGCCGCUUUGUGAUGGAACUUGGUGACACCAAGGUGAAGGAUGUAAUUGAACCACUGGCACAACUCCAACACGUCGACUCCCAGCUUGCCCAUAACCUCUGGGUGACUCUGUUCCCAAUCUACUGGUCGUCUGUUGCAAAGGAUGACCGAGUUGAUUUGGAACGUGGUAUUGUGGCCCUCCUCACCAAGGACUACCACAGCCGUCAAAUCGACAAGCGACCCAACGUGAUUCAGUCAAUCCUCGACGGUGCUGCCAAAACCUGGCCCGAGUGCAGGAUCCCGCCACACGUGCUCAAAUACGAGGCAAAGACAUACGAUGCCUGGUACACGGCUUUGAUCCAACUGGAAAAUGCCGCCAUCAAACCCCAAGUCGAGUCUGCUAAUGUUCGUGAAAGUAACCUCGACGCUCUUGUCGAGCUCUAUGCCGCACUUCAGGAGGACGAUUUGUUCUAUGGUACGUGGAGGCGGCGAUGCCAAUUCGUUGAAACCAAUGCCGCUCUGUCUUACGAGCAAAAUGGCAUGUGGGACAAGGCCCAGAAGCUGUACGAGAACGCUCAAAUCAAGGCCAGAACAGGCGUGAUACCAUUCUCCCAAGCUGAGUACAUGCUCUGGGAGGACCACUGGGUUCUAUGUGCACAGAAACUGCAACAAUGGGAGAUCCUCCAAGAUUUUGCCAAGCACGAGAAUUUCCAGGAUCUUCUUCUUGAGUGCGCUUGGCGAAAUACGGACAUGUGGCAGGAUGAGCAACACCGGGAGGCUUUGGACAACAUCAUUAAGGGUGUAAUGGAUGCUCCAACACCCCGCAGAGCCUUCUUCCAAUCCUUCAUGUCACUUCUCAAGUUCCACAAUGGUCAGGAACCCACCACCGAUUUUGCGCGUGUCUGCGAUGAAGCAAUCCAGCUCUCGAUUCGCAAGUGGCACCAACUGCCUGAGCGCUUGACCAACGCUCAUGUUCCUCUUCUCCAGAACUUCCAACAGCUGGUCGAGCUUCACGACGCUAGUGUUAUCUGCCAGAGUCUUGCCAACACCAACCAGUCUAACCUCGACGUCAAGUCUGGUGAGCUUAAGUUGCUUUUGGGCGCGUGGCGUGACCGCUUGCCCAACGUUUGGGACGAUAUCACUGCUUGGCAAGAUCUUGUCACUUGGAGACAGCAUAUCUUCAGUCUCAUCAACCAAACGUAUCUGCAGUUGCUGCCUCAACAGGGCGCACAGAACGCGGGAGGAGCUAGUUCCUUUGCCUACCGGGGUUACCAUGAGACUGCCUGGAUCAUCAACAGAUUCGCUCAUGUUGCUCGCAAGCACAACCUUCCCGAGGUUUGCAUUAACCAGUUGAGCCGCAUCUACACCCUUCCCAACAUUGAGAUCCAGGAAGCUUUCUUGAAGCUUCGCGAACAAGCCAAGUGUCACUACGAAAAUCCCGAGGAGCUUUCCAGCGGUCUGGACGUAAUCAACAACACGAAUCUCAACUACUUCAGCCCGCCCCAGAAAGCGGAGUUCUACACUCUUAAGGGAAUGUUUUUGGAGAAGCUCAAACAAAAGGAUGAGGCAGAUUCAGCUUAUGGAACAGCGCUGUAUUUCGACAUCGGUGCUGCAAAGGCUUGGGCUGAAUGGGGCUACUUCAACGAUCGUAAAUUUAAGGAAGAUCCAACGGACUUGAAUGCAGCACGCCAGGCACUUACCUCAUACUUGCAAGCCGCAGGGAGCUACAAGAACGCUAAAUCACGAAAGCUUCUUGCCCGAAUCCUCUGGCUUCUUAGCUUGGAUGACUCCAAGGGUACCAUUGCACUGGGCUUCGAUGACUUCAAGGGAGAAACACCUGUGUGGUACUGGAUUACAUUCAUUCAACAGCUGAUCACGGGUCUCGGUCACAAGGAAGCGCCUCGUGUCUUCCAGCUCCUUCUCAAGAUCGCCAAAUCUUAUCCUCAGGCGUUGUACUUCCAGCUCCGAACCAAUCGUGAGGAUUUGUUGGUUAUCAAGAAGAACCAGGAAGCGAGGGACAGGCAAGCCAGACAACGCGCGCAAUCGACCAACUCUAACGGAAAGGCAAGCGCGUCUCCGUCCAUGGCUAAGCAGGAACCUCCUAGGCCUGGGACAUCAUCUUCUCGUCCCGGGACUGCAAACGCAGCGGACGGCACACCGGUUAAGGCUGAGGGUGAAGCCAAUGGCAACGCUGCAGGUACCCCAGCACCACCUACCAACGGACAAACUCCUGAUCCCUCCAAGGCUGCACAAAAGCCAACACCUCAGCCUGGACAGCCCGGACAGCCCCAAAAGAAACCUCCGUGGGACUACACUGAAGAGGUCAUGUCGGUUCUCAAGACGGCUUUCCCACUCUUGGCUCUUUCGAUGGAGACAAUGGUGGAUCAAAUCCAGAAGAACUUUAAGUGCCCUCCUGACGAGGAUGCCUAUCGACUGAUUGUCGCCCUUCUUAACGACGCUCUGGCGUAUGUUAGUCGAACACCUCCUUCUUUUGCUAAGAGCGUCAAGCUUCCGGCGGCAACCGAACUAAACAUUACUCGUUUCGCCGAAACGAUACUACCAAGUCACAUCAAGAAGUCGUUCGAAGCAGAUUUUGUCACUGUCAAGCCGACAAUGUAUGAGUACAUCUACAAGUUGCGUCGUUGGCGAAACAAGUUUGAGGAGAAGUUGGACCACAGAGUGCCUCGCGCCUCACUUGAAAACUUCUCCCCUCAUUUGAGCGAGUUCAGAUACAGCAAGUUCGACGAGGUCGAAGUCCCCGGCCAAUACCUGCAACAUAAGGACAAGAACCAGGACUUCAUUCGUAUCGAUCGCUUCCUACCAAACAUCGAUCUUGUUCGCUCUAUCAGUGCGUCUUAUCGCCGUAUCAAGAUGCGUGGACAUGAUGGCAGUAUUCACACAUGGGCCAUUCAACACCCUGCAGCCAGACACUGCCGACGAGAGGAGCGUAUCUUGCAGCUUUUCCGGUCGCUCAACCAGACACUGGGCCGUAAGAAGGAGAGCCGGCGUCGCGACUUGCAGUUCACGAUACCGAUUAUGGUUCCGUUCGCACCGCACAUUCGACUUGUUCAGGAAGACACGUCCUACACUACGCUGCAAGGAGUCUAUGAGGAUCAUUGCCGUAACAUGGGCAUGUCCAAGGAUGAUCCUGUUUUGUUCACGAUGGAGAAGCUCCGGGGUGCCCUCGAGAGCAAGAGCUCGAACAAACCUGAGCAGGCAGCAACAGCUCGAUUGGAGGUUUUCAACGCCAUCCAAGAGAAAUGGGUUCCAUCCACAGUGGCAAUCGAGUACUUCCAGAAAGUGUUCCCACAGUUUGCCGAGUUCUGGCUGUUCCGUCGCCAGUUCUCAUACCAGCUUGCGGCGUUGACAUUUAUCACGUACAUUAUGUACAUGCAUAAUCGUUAUCCGCAGAAGAUUAAUAUCUCCAGGGCCACGGGUAAGGUUUGGGGGUCUGAAAUGAUGUCCUACAUGAGCGCCAACAAACCCUUUUUCCACAACCCAGAGCCGGUACCAUUCCGACUUACACCCAACCUACAAACACUGAUGGGACCACUCGCUACUGAAGGCAUCUUUGCAUGCUCGCUGAUGGCUAUCGCACGAUGCUUGACGGAGCCUGAGUACGAGUUGGAGCACGCACUGACAUUGCUCGUGCGUGAUGAGAUGCUGUUCUGGUUUACAGGCAGCCAUAGAAACGGAGCAAUUACAGAGAGCCAACUUAGGGAUUCUGUGCAGGUCAACAGCGACUCGAUUGUCAAGCGGGCACUCAGCCUGGCCCACAACCCUGUUGGCAACUUGCCCGCAAACCAGACGGUGAUCGAUGCUAUCGCCAAGGCUGUUAACCCCAUGAACUUGGCACAGUGCGAUGCCUUGUGGAUGCCGUAUCUGUAA